AUGGGUAAAUGGAAACGCACGAACAUGUUUGGUGAGGAGUUCGAUACUGGGUCCAACAACAGUAACUCAUCAUCUUCGGAUGACGAACUCCCUCCAUAUGAUUAUAUGGCAGAUAUCACUCCGACUCGAGCUGCUUCGACUUCGGUGACAUGGGAGCCAGAACCUAUUGGCAUUCCGACCACAAGUUACUGUGGCAAACCAGCUGUGCUUAAGACUCAAAUAAUUGGGUUGUUGACUGGGCAAAAAUUCUACUCUUGUUCUGGUGAUAUUCGUGAUGGAGAUUGUCACAUUUACAAGCAGUUGAGUGAUGCAUUCUUGGAGGAGAUUACUUUAACCAAAACCAAAUACGGAGAAAUAGAAGAUCGCCUAGUUCAAAUGCUCGGCCAAAUUGAUGAAAAGAAGAAGAAGUUUGAGGAGAAGGUCAACUUUUGCAAGGAACAUAAUGAAAAAUUCCUUGAAAGCAUUCAAAAGGAAGUCAAUAACCUAAACCAAAAAUAUGGCGCACUACCUUCGUGCAAAGAUAGAAUAUUUGGGGACGGUGUUGGAGAGUUGAAGUGA
Molecule: messenger RNA, 558 nt
Organism: Arabis nemorensis
Lineage: Eukaryota; Viridiplantae; Streptophyta; Magnoliopsida; Brassicales; Brassicaceae
Source: the annotation of a GenBank genome assembly